AUGGAUUCCCGAGGCGCCAAAGAAGACUUCGAGGAGCACCCCAGCGGUUGGGGAGCCCUCUUCGAUGACGACGAGGACGACGACGCCGACUACGCACCAUCCGAGUGCGACAGUGACCGGCUCUCGGAUGUCUCUGAAUGGGACCCUGUGGAAGCUGCACUCGAGGAUCCUGCCCCGCCCAUAUACCUCUACAACACUCAAUCGAUGCGUGGGCGCUUAUCGCUCUCGAUUUCCGUUCCCGGGCGCACUGUCGUCGACCGCGUCAAAUCCAUUCUGGCCCAUAUGGAGUCGGUCGACAUGAACCUCCCCCUUUUCCUGGAUGCACUCAGCUGGGGUGAUGCUGCCUGCAUCUCUGACCCAAAGGUCCGCUACGAGCGCAGCGCCCUUAUGGGCAGUGAAGAGCUUCCCCGCAUCCUCAAGCGCUGGUACAAGGUCCCCCGGGCGUCGGCUUCACGCAGCCACCACGUCCGUCCCCAAGGCGCUCGAAAGGCUCUCGAGGAGUUCGCACUAGGCUGUGUGGAGGACGUUCUCGACCGUGAGCUUGAAACUAGCUCCCACCUCUUCCGCUCGCCUCCCGACUGCCUUUCGGAAGAAGGGCUGACCCGCUUUCAGUUUGCGGAGGUUGCAGAAGCCUUGCAGGAUGAGGCCACGGGCGCCCCGAGUGUCUGGCGGCUCAUACAUGGUAGCACUCAGCGGUUCUGUCGUGCGUCCAAGGGUACUUCUCGUAAGGAUUCCGUUUCUGUGAGACAUCCCUGCACUACUCCUCUCACUGUCUUUCUAAAGGCAAAGGGGACGUCUGCAAAGGCACUCGACCUCCUUCACACCUUUGGUAUCACGAUGAGCCAUAGCUGGAGUGUGCGUGCAUACUCUCGCAUCUCCACAAGCGCCAUGGAGGCUCUGCGCCUGGCUGUUCACCGUUUCCGGUGGUGGCUGGCUUACGACAACGUUAACUUCGCUUUCAAGGUCUUCUCUAUGCGUUUGCAGAACCGGUCGCAUUUUGACUCAGGGACCACCGGGUCUGUGUUUGUCAAACCAUUUGCCCUACAACCUCCACCACUUUCUGGAGAAGCACUCCAGGCACAGCGCCGCAUCGGUCGCACUAACCCGAUAACCCUCUCCGACAUUGCAAACUUGGAGAACAAUGCAGCCCCCCGUAUCCAUUCAUAUAUGGUCCACACCGUCCUUCGCAUGCUUCUCGAUUCCUCAGAAUUCAACUUCUCAACCUACAUCCCUCAGACCGACCCUGCCUUUGCUCCACCUCCUCCUGUGAGCCGACUUCCUGCUGGGCGUGAGAACAUCACCAAGCAGUUCAUCCUCGGGACCGUUCACAUCGAUGAGUCAACGUACGAGGGAACACGGGAUCUCAUUGCUGAGUUCCUUCGCCAGCUAAACCUCUUUACCACUGAAGAGAUCGAGCACCUGGCCAAAGUGGCUGCACUUGUCUGGAUUGGUGAUCAACUCACGAUCGAGCGCCUGCGGGGGCUGGCCAACUAUCGCUCCGAGGACCUCAAUGGCUUUGAUCGCCUCGACUGGAUGGUCUUUGUCUUUGGCUGGUUCCAUCUUCUCAUGGCCUGUGCGAACUCUCUGCACCGCCAGUACUUCGGCUCACCUGCAGGGAAGGGCCUGCGUCAGGCCUUUGCACUGCUCAAGCGCACCGGACUCCAGUCAGUUCAGAUCAAGGGUACCUUCUAUCAUCAUCUUCAUGAAGGCAUCUUUCAUGUGACAGAGGCACAUGUUCGAGAUUGCUGGCGCAAGGUGGGCGGGGUCACCGAGUUAGCUGAAUUGCGCAACAGAUCCCCUGCGGAACUCAAGGACCUGGCGGAGACUCUGGUUGAGCAAUAUGCAUCAAACAACCGGGUCGAGGACUUGGAACGUGUCAGCACAGGAAACGAGGAUGACCUCCUCCGCCAGGCGGUGAUGUGGAACCGUGAUGCAUUACACUACAUGGUGCUGUGGCAUGCGAUGCGGCAGGGUGAUGUGGGCUUGAUGGAGGAUCUCCUUCCCUAUCUCUUCUUGCGCUUCAGUGGCGGAGGAAACCACAAGUACGCUGUCGAGAUUCUCGAGCUCCUACAAGGGCUACAUCGUGAGUGGCCCGAGGAGGUGAAAGCAUUUGUCCGGCAGAACUGCUGGAUAAUCAAUAUGAAAGGGGGUGAAGAAGAUUGGACAGCAAUCGACCUGGCAAUAGAGCGGACAGUGCGCGACAUCAAGGUAACAUACCGACCGAGGGGGCCAAACCAGUCUUGGGAGCUUAUGAAACAGCGCGCGCCAGCCAUCCCCACGCUGCGAAGCCUCGACGAUGACAUUUCCAGGCAAUUUCGGACUAUAUACAGGGGUACAAAUCACACAACACCCGACAAGGAGGCCGACAUCCGCCUCCUCGAUGAGCACUACAAUCGUGCGCAGCUCCACAUGUAUACCCCAGGCCGGCGUACGACAAACACGGCAGACAAGGUCAAAGAGUUCGUCAGCAAUGGAUACUACAUCGCGCAAACCAAAAUCAUUCCGAAAUGGCAUGCGAGGCGCGCGGCAUACGAGCACGCCACCUCACAAACCUGGCCCGAGAACUGGCCGACAUCCAGAGGUACGAGAGGUUUGCGCAGAAUCUGCAACAAUCACGCUCACCUGGCUGAGCCGCAGACUAGUGGGACCAGCCAAGGUGCGAGAAGGGGUGCGACGAUGGAGGGGUCGUGUGAUUUGCGGGUCGUGCGGGCAAGUGGGGGGACGCCGUCGGGGCUGCGGAGGAUGAUUCUGCAAAGGGAUUGA
Molecule: messenger RNA, 2763 nt
Organism: Dichomitus squalens LYAD-421 SS1
Lineage: Eukaryota; Fungi; Basidiomycota; Agaricomycetes; Polyporales; Polyporaceae
Exons: 3
Coding region: 1-2763 (920 amino acids)
Source: RefSeq, a predicted model, not a curated record